Molecule: messenger RNA, 948 nt
Organism: Neltuma alba
Lineage: Eukaryota; Viridiplantae; Streptophyta; Magnoliopsida; Fabales; Fabaceae
Product: auxin-induced protein 6B-like
Exons: 1
Coding region: 113-448 (111 amino acids)
Biological process (GO): response to auxin
Source: RefSeq, a predicted model, not a curated record
CCUCCAACCUUACCAGCAUAAUCGGAAUCUCUCUCCCCCUCCCUCCCUCCAGCCGGCAUACCGUAUCACACCGUCUUCUUUCCUUACUGGGAUUCAGUCGUGCGAAGUAAAGAUGCAGGAAGACAAAAGGAUGAGGGUGAAGAAAGGUUGGCUUGCAGUUCAGGUGGGUUUGGCCGACGAAGAUGGCGUCCCUCAGAGAUUCGUCAUCCCUAUUUCUUAUCUCCGUCAUCCUCUCGUCGUCAGCCUUCUCGACAGAGCUUACGAGCUUUACGGCUACCACACCGACGGCCCCCUCCGCCUUCCCUGCUCCGUCGACGACUUCCUUCAUCUCCGCUGGCGAAUCGAGAAAGAGUCCCCCCACAACCACCACCACCACUCUCAUCAUCAUCAUCACCAUCACCACCACCACCACGUCCUCCCUCACGCUUUGUCUUUCCACUCUUGUUGAUUCCUGCUUCUUUUGAGUUCUUUCUCUUUCUUCUUGUUUAUAAUUAACCCCCAAUAUAUGCUCUUCCCUUCAAUUUCCCUCCUCUUUUUUUUUUUUUUUUGAGUCCUGUAUUUUAGGAAGGCAAUUUUAGAGCCGUGAUUGGCGCUCUCUGCUUCAAAACCAACUCACAAGCAGAAGAAGUGUCUUGUUUAGCGUGUUACUUUUGUGUACUGGGUUGAUUGCACAAUCAGGGAAGAUUUAAAAAUCUCUACAAAAUAGUGUCUCUGUUUCGUUUUGUUUUGUUGUAUCCUUUCUUCUUUCAACUUUGGAAUGGCCUAAGCCAAUCUUGGAAUUGAAUCCGCAAAGUAACCUCUGUUAAGUAGGCCAAAUUAAUGGUUACCGAACAAGGCUGAGUGCGUGCAUGAAAGUUGGAGUACUCUGUAUUUGAUAAGAGACUGAUCGGAUUCGGAGGGAUACAAAGAGCUUAACACGAUUUAAACUUCAAUUUGAUUUCAUCCGAU